AUGGGUGAACAAGUCUACCAUGGAGCCCAAGCAUGCUCAGGCACCAACCUCAGGAAAUGCCAGGAUUUGGGAGACUCGAUUCUUCUGCUUCUGGGCAGCUUCAUCAUGCUCAACGUGGGCUUCAACGUGGUCACUCUGCUCUGGAAGCAUCUGAAGUGCUCCCUGCGGAUUCUUUUCCAUCAUUUUUUCCCCAAAGAUAAGCAACCCGUUGGUCUGGCCAGCCAACCAACGUGUAUGCGGCACGCAGCCGAUAACAAGAGCCCGUGCCCAAGAAUGCUCUCCCGGCUCCACCACCGCAGCUUCCUGCUCGGGGCUGUCAAUCACCUUGACUCUUGGAUACCAGACACAAAUGACGAGAACCUGCGGAUGCCACCCCCGUGCGGACACGACAGAGCUUCCUCGGAUGCUCCCUGGGAACUGUGGAAACGGGGGCUGAUGGGCGCUGCGGAAGAUCCUCAGGCCGCAGUCACGAAGAUCCAAGCUGCUUCAUUUCCCAGGCCAGAGACUGCUCCCCAGACUCCAAAGACAAGCAAGCUGGACUCGGCUCCACCCUCUUCACCCCAAGACAGCAAGACUAAGGCAGCGGUUGGCAGCCUGCCCCAUGCUCCGGCCCAGGCUGUAACCUCUUCCUCAGCCAACACCCACGAGCGCCCUGGCACCCAGCCUCAGGCCUCAGAGCGCACUCAGCUCAGGCCUGAGCAUACCUCGGCCCAUACCCCAGCCCUCAGUGAAGCCCCAGAACCAACCAGUGCUUCAUGCCCAGCCCCCACCCCGUUCCACCCCCCAGCCCAGGCCCCAACCUAUCAUCAGGCCCAUGCCUUGGCGCCUAGCCCAGCCUCUGCCCCAGUCUCCAGUGCCCCGGCCUCUGUCUCAGCCUCUGCCCCAGCCCCUGCCUCAGCACGGUCACAGACUGUGCCCACCACCCAAGCCUCUGCCACCCUGCCUCCCGCUCCUUGUACUCGGGCUAGCUUUGCUCCCAGCUUCUCCACCGGCCGGGUGGUCUACGAUGCCCGCAGAGUGAAGCAGAGCCCUCUCCUGAAGAACGGCUCUCAGUGCUUCAGGAAGGACGCAAGCAACCUCUCCAGGACACAGGAGGUGGAGGGCCUGGCCAAUUCUGGCACUGCUGAGCAAACACCAAAGCAGCAAGCUGGGGACAGUGCUAAGCCUCCUGCAGGGUCUAUCCUGGGCUACCUGGAGUUGGGGAACAUGGAAUGGAAGAUCUCAGACAAUGCCAAAGAUAAGUUCCCCCAGCCCAAGACCUUCCCUUACUGCAGCUUUCAUCCUUGCUGCUCUGAGAGGAAAAAUGACGAACCCCAGGCCCCAACCUACCCCAAGAUCCUGGUCUACACCCAGGACACGACUUCUAAACCUUGUCUCCACUCUCCAACCGCGGCUCAGAGCGCGCUGCCCGCCAGCCCUUCGAGGUGCACCCUCUCCCUGCCUCUUGUCUCCCCCAGAACCUUCGCUGCUCCUCAGUCUCACCCCCAGAAGCCCUGCAGCUCAACACAAGCCCCCACCUUCCUCUCGACCUCCACGUCUACUCACACUGUCUCGUCUCCCCACUCCUCCAUCCCUUCUCAGUUCUCCACCGUUUCCCAAACCUUAAUCCAAGCUCCGAACCCCGAGAACCAAAACCUUAACCAGGGCGUCGGUCUUCAGAAGACCCCAUCCCUUGCCAAGGACUCUGGGGCUCCCAGGAACUGGGGUUUUCCCCAAGAUACAGGCCUCCAGAAGGACCCAAGCCUUACCCCGAGUCCAGGACUCUGCAAGAACUCAAGCCACAACAAGAACUUGGGUUCCUACAAGUUUCCAGCCCAUAUUCAAGAUCCUUUUCUCUGCACAAAUCCAAACAUUCCCCAAGGGUCCUACCUUCAAAAAAAUCUACAUAUCAAUGAAGAUGCCAGCCUGAGGACUUCCGCUGCUGUUCAGGAUGCCGGCAUCCUUGGGAACCAUCCACCCUCAGGUCUCAUCCAACCUUCCAGCCUCCCCAAAAAUAUAAUAUUUAAUCAGUCAUCUGGUCAGAGGACUUUGAGCUUUCUGCAAGACUCUGUGAUCCACAGGAACACUGCAUCAAGCCAAAACCCUGUAACCAACAAAAAUAAAGAUCUCUGCCCGGCAACUAACCAAACAAAGCCAGACCCCUCUCAAGGUUCCGGAGUUAACAGUGGCCCAAGAGGUGUUCAGCUUCCAGGAGUCUGCAGGGAUGUCGGCCUCACUCCAGCCUCUAGGCCACAGAAGACCCCGUGCCGCACCCAAGAUUCUGAAGCUAACGAAAGCGCAGGGUGCGCCCAGGAAUCUAACGACCCCAAGAGCCCAGGGCUUGACCAAACCUCUUGCCUUCACAAGAGCUCAGGUCUCACACAUGUCUCAGAAGACAGCAAGAAUCUAGACCCUAGCCAAGAUUCUGGAAUCUGCAGAGUCCCAGGUUUUAACCAAGACUCUGACUUCCACAAGAGCCAUAGCCUCAUCAAUGCCAAGAAAAGACUGGAUCUUGACCAAGAUGUUGGCGAAGACCCGGACCUUCAGGAGUGCCCAUCAGCCGGUCAAAACCCUGGUCUUCACCAGGCCCCAGCACUUGGCCAAGGCUCUCACGCUAAGCCUCCAGGCCCUACCCAGCAAGCUUGCCCCUGCAAGGACUCAGGCCCCAAUGAGAAAACGGGCUCUGUUCCAGGUACGGACUCUGUCCAAGUCUUGGGUCCACUUCAAACACUGAUGCUGUCAUCUUCCCCAGUGAAAUCCGUUGCAGGUAAGAUGGCUUCUCAGAAGGACAAUGCCAAGCAGCAAGCAUCCUGGACUUCUGUCCCAGUCGGUCAGAACACCAGCCCUUCCAAGGCCCAUGUGGCGUCCACUGCCCUGAAAACGUUUUCUGAGGUCCCCGUACUGAUUGAGCUGCAGCCUCCCUCCCGGCCCUUAGGCAGCCAGGACUGGGUAUACCACACUGCAGAUACCGUAACCCCGGCUUGCCAGAAGCAUCGUCAGAUGCCUCCCAAAGCCAACUGGAAGCCCCAUCCCCCUGGUCCAGGUACCCGGACGGGUCAUGUGGUCUUUGAUUCCUGCCAGAAACCAUUAGUCAACAGCAGGAAGAAGUGUGAAGCUCUGUCUCCCCGGCGUGCGCAGCAAGAGGCAUCCAGAAGCUCAGAGGAGGCCAAGAAGGAAUGGGGGUACCAGGGUGUGAUGAGGACCUUGAACGAAGAAAAGGCGAAUGUGCGUCGGGAAUAA
Molecule: messenger RNA, 3219 nt
Organism: Psammomys obesus (fat sand rat)
Lineage: Eukaryota; Metazoa; Chordata; Mammalia; Rodentia; Muridae
Gene: Spem3
Product: SPEM family member 3
Exons: 4
Coding region: 1-3219 (1072 amino acids)
Biological process (GO): flagellated sperm motility; sperm individualization
Cellular component (GO): cytoplasm
Source: RefSeq, a predicted model, not a curated record